Drosophila bipectinata is the source of this 203-nucleotide messenger RNA. RefSeq lists its product as uncharacterized. Lineage: Eukaryota; Metazoa; Arthropoda; Insecta; Diptera; Drosophilidae. The record is from RefSeq and is a predicted model, not a curated record.
AUGGAGAGUCUGCGCUGCAAGAUCCUACAGACGGCUGUGCUGCUGGUGCUGGUUGUAUUGCAGAUCGGAGCGGAGCAUCUGGGAAGCGAAGACUGCGGGUGCGGGAGGCGAGGAUGAACGAGAUGAGACAUCAUCUGAAGAAAUUCACCAGAACAUCAAUAAACAAGCGACGAGCAAUGCACUGAAUUUUUUUAAAAAACCAA